Messenger RNA from Otolemur garnettii (small-eared galago), 2858 nucleotides. RefSeq names its product phosphatase domain containing, paladin 1 (gene PALD1). Bases 60 to 2531 code for a protein of 823 amino acids. The record is from RefSeq and is a predicted model, not a curated record. NCBI's taxonomy places the organism in Eukaryota, Metazoa, Chordata, Mammalia, Primates, Galagidae. The transcript has 20 exons.
CGAAUGCCCUCUGGAGCUGCCGGCUGGCAGGUCUUGGGUCCUGAGGCUGCUGGCGGACUAUGGGUACAACAGCCAGUACAGCCCAGCAGACGGUCUCGGCGGGCAGCCCCUUCGAGGGCCUCCAGGGCAGCGGCACUAUGGACAGUCGGCACUCACUCAGCGUCCACUCCUUUCAGACCACAAGCUUGCACAACAGCAAGGCCAAGUCCAUCAUCCCCAACAAGGUGGCCCCUGUUGUGAUCACGUACAAUUGCAAGGAGGAAUUCCAAAUCCAUGAUGAGCUGCUCAAGGCCCAUUACACUCUGGGUCGGCUCUCGGACGUCACCCCUGAGCACUACCUGGUGCAGGGCUGCUACUUCCUGGUGCGGGAUGUUACUGAGAAGACGGAUGUGCUGGGCACUGUGGGGAGCUGUGGGGCUCCCAACUUCCGGCAGGCGCAGGGCGGGCUUGCUGUGUUUGGCAUGGGACAACCCAGCCUCUUGGGGUUCAAGAAGGUCCUCCAGAAACUCCAGAAAGAUGGCCAUAAGGAGUGCAUCGUUUUCUGUGUGCGGGGGGAGCCCGUGCUGUUCCUGCGUGCCGAUGAGGACUUCGUUUCCUACACACCCCGAGAUAAGCAGAGCCUUCAUGAGAACCUGCAGGGCCUCGGACCUGGGGUGCAGGCAGAGAGUUUGGAGCUGGCCAUCCGGAAGGAGAUCCACGACUUUGCCCAGCUGAGUGAGAACACCUACCAUGUGUACCACAAUACCGAGCACCUGCGCGGGGAGCCCCGUGCUGUGCCCGUCCGGGGUGAGGACGAUGUGCAUGUGACUGAGGAGGUGUUCAGGCGUCCCCUCUUCCUGUGGCCCACCUACAGGUACCACAGGGCCAUCCUCUGGACCUGGCUGCUGUGCUGGCUGUACCACCGCCUGCCCCUGCCGGAGCAGGGGGCACCUCUGGAAGCCCAGUUUGAUGCCUUUAUCAGUGUUCUGCGACGGCCAGGCAGGGUGGCCCCCCCACAGACCAAGCCACUGCCCAUGCAGCAGUUCCAGGUGAUCCAGAGCUUUCUCCGCACGGUGCCCCAGGGAAGGAAGCUGGUGGAGGAGGUGGACAGAGCCAUCACUGCCUGUGGAGAGCUGCACAACCUGAAAGAAGUGGUUUUGGAGAACCAGAGGGAGCUGGAAGGCGCCCAGCUGGGGGGCGUGGCCCAGGGAAGCAGCAGCCAGCACAGUGCCCGGCAGAGGGCACUGCAGAGCCUGGAGCGGUACUUCUACCUGAUCCUGUUUAACUACUAUCUCCAUGAGCAGUACCCACUGGCCUUUGCCCUCAGUUUCAGCCGUUGGCUGUGUGUCCACCCGGAGCUGUACCGCCUGCCUGUGAUGCUGAACUCGGCCGGCCCUAUGGCCCCUGGGGACCUUCUUGCCAAGGGCUCCCUGGGGAUAGAUGAUCUUACCUCCCGGGAUGCACUUAGCACUAUCAGAGAGAUGGACGUGGCCAACUUCCGGCGGGUGCCCCGCAUGCCCAUCUAUGGCACAGCCCAGCCCAGCACCAAGGCCCUGGGGAGCAUCCUGGCCUAUCUGACGGAUGCCAAGAGGAAGCUGCGGCAGGUUGUCUGGGUCAACCUGAGGGAAGAGGCUGUGUUGGAGUGUGAUGGGCAUACCCACAGCCUGCGGUGGCCUGGGCCCCCUGUGGCCUCCGACCAGCUAGAGACCCUGGAGACCCAGCUAAAGGCCCACCUGAGUGUGCCUCCCCCGAGCACGAAGAGCUCUUUGACCCCCAGGUUCCAGAGGUGCCUCACCACGCAAGAGGUCUUCAGCCAGCACCAUGGGGCCUGUCCUGGCCUGACCUAUCACCGCAUUCCUAUGCCAGACUUCUGUGCCCCCCGCGAGGAGGACUUUGACCGGCUGCUGGAGGUGCUGCGGGUUGCCCUUGCUAAGGAGCCAGGCACCGGCUUCGUGUUCAGCUGCCUCAGUGGCCAGGGCCGGACCACAACUGCCAUGGUGGUGGCAGUGCUGGUCUUCUGGCACAUGCGAGGCUUCCCUGAGGUGGGCGAGGAGGAGCUUGUGAGUGUGCCUGAUGCCAAAUUCACUAAAGGCGAGUUUCAGGUGGUAAUGAAGAUGGUGCAGUUGCUGCCCGAUGGGCACCGUGUGAAGAAGGAGGUGGACGCGGCACUGGACACAGUCAGUGAGACCAUGACGCCCAUGCACUACCACCUGCGGGAGAUCAUCAUCUGCGCCUACCGCCAGGCCAAGGCAGCCAAAGAGGAGCAGGAAACGCGGCGGCUGUGGCUGCGGAGCCUUCAGUACCUGGAGCGCUACACCUACCUGAUCCUCUUCAAUGCUUACCUCCACCUAGAGCGUGCUGGCUCCUGGCAGAUGCCCUUCAGUGCCUGGAUGCGAGAGGUGGCAUCGAAGGCUGGUGUCUAUGAGCUCCUCAACCAGCUGGGCUUCCCUGAGCUGGAGAGCAUGGAAGACCAGCCCUUCUCCAGGCUGCGCUGCAGGUGGCAGGAGCAGAGUCAAAGCCCGGAGCCCUCUGCCUCCGGGGACUUGCUGUAGGGGCCUCUCCUUGCCCCCUCCAGAGGGGCCUGUGCAGGCUGGGAGUGUCAGAGGUGCUCUUACUAGGAGGGGCCCUUGGGCAUGCUGGCCUUGAGGACCAUUCCCCCACUUCCUAGAGAGACUGGGGUGAGGCUGGGAGCCUUUUUGAAAAGAGCUUUUUAUGGACAUUGAGACAGCACAGUCAUUCCUUGAAACCACAGAGGCGUGUGGAUGCCUCCAGGGAGGCCCCAGAGUGCACCUUACAGACAGGCUGGCCUUUGGCCUCCAAGGAGCUCACUGCCCAGUUGCCAAACAGAGCUCAUCACCUCUUCUGUCCCCUUCUCCUUU